Molecule: messenger RNA, 2028 nt
Organism: Oxyura jamaicensis (ruddy duck)
Lineage: Eukaryota; Metazoa; Chordata; Aves; Anseriformes; Anatidae
Gene: TIPIN
Product: TIMELESS interacting protein
Exons: 7
Coding region: 131-988 (285 amino acids)
Biological process (GO): DNA replication checkpoint signaling; replication fork processing; DNA damage response
Cellular component (GO): nucleus; replication fork protection complex
Molecular function (GO): DNA binding
Source: RefSeq, a predicted model, not a curated record
GCGAGAUCGGCGGCUCUCGCGGUGUCUCCCUGCAGCGGGUACCGCGCUGAGGUAUCCGGGCGCUGGGCUCAUCUUUUUCAAAGCUGUGGUGAUUCCUGCAGGAGGAGAACGAAAACGUUCGUUUCUGGCCAUGAUAGACCCUUUGGAGAACAAUCUGUUCGAUCUUCCCGAUUACGAGAACACAGAAGACGAAAAGUUUCCCCCUCUCCCGCCCCCUGCCUCUCCGGGGGCGGCCGGGGCUGACUGGGCUGAGCCUCGCGGAGAACCAGAUGGAAACCAGCAGUCACAGACAAAGGAUUCUUCUGCAGCGUCACGGAAAGCAGUUAAAAGAUCAGUACCUAAAUUAGAUGCUCACAGGUUAGUUUCAGAAAGAGGACUUCCUGCCUUAAGACACAUGUUUGACAAUGUAAAGUUCAAGGGUAAGGGGCAUGAGGCAGAGGACUUGAAGACACUUAUACGACAUAUGGAACACUGGGCUCAUAGAUUAUUUCCAAAAUUGCAAUUUGAUGAUUUUAUUGACAAAGUAGAGUCUCUGGGAAGCAAAAAGGAAGUUCAGACCUGCCUAAAACGGAUUAGACUUGAUCUUCCUAUUUUAUCUGAAGACUUCACAAAUGGUGCAGGUGAAAGCAAUGGACUGGAUACAGCCAAGGAAGAAGUAUUUCCGCUCUCUGGGAACGUAGGAGAAUUGGAUUCUCUGCCUGGUACAACUCUCACAGAAGAGCAACAACAGCGGAUCAAGAGGAACAGGCAGCUGGCCUUAGAACGUAGGCAAGCGAAGAUGCAGUGCAGCAGCCAGUCACAACACAACGAGCUCUCUCCUAGCUACCCAGAAGAGGAGGAGUUUAAUACCCCCAUUGCUCAGGACCUGGCUGAUGUCACAGAAGACUCUCAAGUUACUGUGCCCACGGUUGCUGUUACAGAAGCUGAGGACAGAGAUAUGGAACUGGAAUGUGCCAGUGAAAAGCAGCAACCUUUUCCCAGCCCUUGAGUGACUUUCUUAACCUGGUGGGAUGUUUCUGCUAAGUACUGUAGUUUUUAUUGAAAAGCUGCUGGCUUUUCACACUCUGAUUCCAGAAGCCCAGGGAAGCCCUAACCGUGACGCCUGCAUGGUUGGGCAGAACUUCACACUGUUUUCUUCACACUGCCGCUGAAUUGCUCCAUAUGCUGGCAAACAGGACACUGUUCUUCAUCUGCAUGGGGGACUUCUUUUGUUGUUCAGACAUCGUUUAGGAAAUGUUAAUGAGUUUUCUGGCCUACUCUGACCUUUUCUUACAGUUGAUGUCAAACUGAACAAACUGAGAUGUUGAGAGGUUAAGUUCGUAUUCAGGUUUUUAAUGAAAGAUAUGUAACAGGAGUGUUAAGUCUGAACAGGCAUCCUGAAUUUUUUUUUAACUCCCUUAUCAAGUACCAGUAUCUUGUUCUUACACAACAGAAGCUAUUAAAUUUCAGAAGUCAAACUUGAAAUUCUUGUAUGAGGCUGUUACACUACCAGCACUCAAACCAUAAAAUAUACUUUCUGUAGAAUGAACAAGAAACUCGUCCAAAGUUCUCAGCAUUAUGGUAAAGCCCUGGGACUGCCCUCUCCAGCAGCAUGGGGUAGGCCUGUUCCUAACAAGCUGGAUUUCCAAAAGUUGAAUUAACACAUGAACUGCAGUUAGGACAAGAACAGCCUUUACAGCAGGUGAAACAAGUUCAUAUCAACAGCUGUUAUUUUAUGCCAGCUGGAGAACUGCAAUUACCAAAGGCUCUAGAUUAGUGUGACUGAGUUCCCUGUUUAUAUGCUUGUAGUCAAGAGUUAAACUUGCUAAACUGUGGUGGAGGGGAAUUAACAGCUGUAGUAAAUAGGAAGGCACCAGGAAAUAAUUAGGUUUUAAGAACUUAUUUUAUGGAGAACAAGUAACUUUUUUUGAAUGGCAGUUGAAAGAAUUUACCACCCACUCUUAAAUCUAGAAGAUGGGAUUUAUCAUGUAUAAAAUCUUCUCAAAAGUCACACGUAUUUCUAAUCAUAAAAAUAAUUCUUACUUAAAA